Messenger RNA from Amaranthus tricolor (Joseph's coat), 318 nucleotides. Its product is annotated as protein trichome birefringence-like 39. Gene Ontology annotation, cellular component: Golgi apparatus. The coding region runs from base 1 to 318 and encodes 105 amino acids. The record is from RefSeq and is a predicted model, not a curated record. The transcript has 2 exons. Lineage: Eukaryota; Viridiplantae; Streptophyta; Magnoliopsida; Caryophyllales; Amaranthaceae. Gene Ontology annotation, molecular function: O-acetyltransferase activity.
AUGGAAUGGCAUCAAUUUCUGGUGGACAUAGAUGUGGAAAAAAUGGGUAGAAUAUUAAAGCUAGACUCUAUAAAGGGUGGAAAUGCAUGGAAGGGUUAUGACUUGCUUGUGUUCAACAGUUGGCAUUGGUGGUUUUACAAGCCCCCUAACCAGCCGUGGGAUUUCAUCCAAGUUGGAAAUCACACUGUGAAAGAUAAGGAUAGAAUAGAGGCUUUUAAAUUUGCAUUUGAAACUUGGGCCAAAUGGGUCGAUUCAGAAGUUAAUCCAUCAAUAACCAAUGUCUUUUAUCAAGGCAUCUCAGCUUCUCACUAUCAGUAA